Trematosphaeria pertusa is the source of this 1563-nucleotide messenger RNA. RefSeq lists its product as uncharacterized. The transcript is spliced from 3 exons. The record is from RefSeq and is a predicted model, not a curated record. NCBI's taxonomy places the organism in Eukaryota, Fungi, Ascomycota, Dothideomycetes, Pleosporales, Trematosphaeriaceae. Bases 1 to 1563 code for a protein of 520 amino acids.
AUGCAGCCGCUCCCGCGCCAAUCCUCCACACAACCACCGACUCUUCAUAACCACCUCAACGCUCCCUUCGUGCCGCUCGACAUGCCCGCGCCACUCGAAAAGCUUGAUUCCGGCUCCGGAGGACCAUCGCGAAAGAAACGACGUCUGCCCUGGGACGUAGACGUACCGGCGAGCUCGAAGCGCCAACGACGUAUCGAAGCCCUUGACGCACCGCACAGCAGCCAGCCUACAGAUAAGAAACCGUUCGUCGAGGAUUGGUUGUCCAAGUCCUCGUGGUCGCGGAAACGGAAGCGGUCGGCCAAACAAUCCGACAAACAAUCCGACGAACAGUCCGACGAACGGCCAAACGAACGGCCGGACAUCAUGCCUCGCCCUGACCCUCUUCCCUCGCCGCUCGAUACUGCUACGACGUCCUCUGGAAGGUCGGCCAAGUCCACCGCAAGCGUGCGCGACCCCGAUUAUAGACGGUCUUUAGGAUACCGCAACAUCUACAUUGAGAAAAAUGACCCGCCUCCCGAGCUCAUCCAGCGAGCGCGGAAUAUCAUAUCGCUCCGCGGCAGCAUAAGGAAGAACAUACGAAAGAAUCGGGACAAGGGGGAGGAGGAUGUCAAAAUUCAGAUAGCCGCAUCUGUUAUUCCGGGCUUCAACGCAAUCCCCGAUGAGAGGCUGGAACGGAGUCCCGGUCAGCUGUGGUAUAACUCUGUUCCUAUUCCUGAUGAUCCGGAUACCCGUUUGGGACCGGCUCCCCUGCUGCUACCGAAGCCUAAACCCGAUCUCGCCUUUGGAUACUCUGAGCACGCUUUCAGUCCCUCUGAGCUUCGGACCAUCGAGCUUCUAGUACAAAGCCCCCGUGGAAAGAGCUUCGCUUCGCCCGACGGGGUGCUUCUAUUUCCGUUCCUCAUAUUCGAAAUCAAAUCGCAGGCGAAGGAGGAAUCGCUUUAUACGGGAACAAACCAAGCCGCUGGUGCUGGCGCCAUUGCUAUGAAUGGCAUUCUGAAGUUAUGGUCUCGCAGUUUUGGCCUAGAUAGUUUCGAUUUCAACGAGCCUCGGGUCUUCUCAGUAACUAUGGACCAAAGCGUCUUGUCUCUGAACGUCCACUGGAUAGGCAAUAAACCAGACACCAAUCAAAUCAGCUACAAUCUCGAUGAAGUGUCAAUAUGCCUCCUAAAAUAUAGAGAUAGCAUACAAGACCUAAAAGACGCGAUCAAGAACAUAUGCGACCAUUUCGCUAAUGAACCCCUAAAAGAAAUCCAUACUGGCCUUGCUGAGUAUCGGAAAAAACUCAUCGCAAGCAGGGACGCAGAAUCUGCGGAGAGGACUCAGGACGGCGUUGAAUUCCGUGCGCCACGUGAGCGACCGAGAGGGGACAAAACACCACGACCACCGAGCAAAAAAGCGAAACAGAAGGCAGCCGCCGGCAAGAAAGGACGUGUGGCUCACGAGGUGGAAGAAGAAACAUAUGGAAGGCGGCAGACGCGGGCGUCGACGCAGAAGGGACAAAAGCAGGUCGAUGUCCAAGCCACAGGUGUUCGCACAAGAUGGAGGGCCCUCGCCACUGAUUAA